GGAAACUGGUGUAAUGCAAUCAGAAUAGAAUCUGCGUUCAAUCUAGAAACACAGUUUAGUUUUCUGACAAUUUCAGUUAAUUGCUUUUAAUAACUCCUUACACAAUGAAAUUCGCUGUCGCUGCUUUGUUCACUUUGGCCUUGGCUUUGGGUGUCCAAUCCUCGGUGCUUCCUUUGUUCUCACAUGUGGCUGGUGGUGGCCUUUCCUACACCGCUGUGUCAUCUCCUGUGGUCGCCUCGCCCUGGGCUCCAUGGGGUCAUGCUGUUGUAGCUGCUGGUCCCCACCCUGCUGUUGCCGUACACGCCCCCGCUUUGGCUGUCCACGGUUCCAGCGUUGCUGUUCAUGCUGCUGCCGCACCAGUACACCCAGCACCUAGUGUUGCCGUUCAUGCUGCUGCCGCCCCAGUACAUCCUGCCCCCAGUGUUGCCGUUCAUGCUGCUGCCGCACCAGUUGUCCAUGCUCCAGUAGCUGCCGCUGUACAUGCUCCCGUUGUGGUACCCGCCUUCCACGGUUCUUAUGUUGCCAAGACCCGUGGUGCUGUCCACACUGCUCCUUUGGCCGGUCAUCUCAACUCUGUGGCCAAUGUCAAUUUGGCUCCUGCUCCUGGUACCCAUUAGAUUUCCUCUUCGAACAUUGACUGAAGCUAUGCAUUUUUGUAAAUAGAUUUUAGAUUUCAAUGCAGCGUACAUUCCCCCAUACUAGGACGUAUUCCAAUUUUCAUCACCUUUCCAUUAAUUUAUUUGCACUUUUCUACUUCCUUCUACUUCUAUUUCCUUCAUCUUUUCAUUGACUAUCACUUCUUCUUUUUCUAAAUAAAGCAAUUACUGAAAAAAGUAAA
Molecule: messenger RNA, 838 nt
Organism: Stomoxys calcitrans (stable fly)
Lineage: Eukaryota; Metazoa; Arthropoda; Insecta; Diptera; Muscidae
Product: adult cuticle protein 1
Exons: 2
Coding region: 105-617 (170 amino acids)
Source: RefSeq, a predicted model, not a curated record